AUGUCGCCCUUGCUGUUGGUUCCCGACGACGGGAGCGUUGAUCGCUCCUCCGUUUCACAGGUUGAUCUGACCAUAGGUGAGUCUGAGGACUCGGGCCGUUCCAGUGCGCAAUUCAUAGCAGCUCCCAUGCGCUCGGAUGGCCGCCAGGCAAUGGAUCAACCACCAGCAACAACAACCACACCACCAUCCAUAUUAACGGAGCCCCCCAAGGUCUCCUUUGAGGAUUUUGCGAUCCGCUAUCGCCAAAAUCAGCACAAGCAAGCCCGUCGCAAAACGCUGGAAAACCGUCUUCAUGCCACCAAGAUAUCCAUUGGUAUCUCCGCACGCUUGGUUCGCGUUGGAGGCGUCGUGCAGCGCGGUUUAGUCGAAAGUCUGAAACAUGAGGAUAAGGCGAACUUCCUGGCCUUGUAUCAUACCCUCUUGGAUCUCCAGGAUUCCCAUGAUCUGGCCAUGCGUCGCCACUUCCACCGGCAGGACCCUUCGGAAGACUGGUCUUCUGCGCAGGAAUCUGCUGUGGAACGUUCCCCGGAUUUUUUCCUUCAGCUCAGCCCUCAGUCAAGGUCCGAUCUUCUUGGGAUUUUGCAGUUGGUCCGGACCAACCCUCAGUUCCUUUGUGAGAGAUUAUGCAGCUUGACGUCUGCGCAGCUGAAUGCCUUAUUAUCCACGUCAGCCACAUCUCUGGACUCUGGUGAUCACACAUUCCUUUCUGCGGCCCGUUCACGGAACCAUUUUUCUCUGCCUAAACGCGCUUCUGCUGCAUCCAUUCCUUUCCGAGAUCAUGCUGUCAAUUUUGAGAGAACGGACGCCAUUUCCAACUUGGUCUUCAAUGUUUUUGCUACUCCCUUGGACUCUGAUACCCCAGAGGCUCGCUUGCGUUUGGACGUUUGGUCUUCUGUUUGCGCUGAACUUAUCACCCAAGGAGGCAAUAGGUUCUAUCCCCUCAUUGGCCACAUCCUCUCAUCCUGGACCAUGGGCAGCGCCUGGAAAGCCAGACCAAAGUUCGAGCUCUACCUCAUGGACAUCCUCCAGACUGGCGCGUUCCUCCUGGAGCAUAUCGAAACCCCAGCCGGACUGGGCUUUGACGCGGGGUCCCUUGACCCCUUGAAAACUGAUGUUGCUGAGGAAUAUUUCGCCUCUGCUGUAGAUGCCCUAUUCAAACUCCUUGAUGACCCAGACGCAGGCUUCCCUCAUGCAGUGUUCAAGUUUGCUCGCGCCAUUUUGCGGAAACUGGGUCAUCCCGACAGUCGUGCCCGUUUUCUAGAGUAUUUGCUCCUCCAGUGGUUCUUCCCUAAAUUUCUCUCUGGGGCUCUUGCUUAUCCCGAGACCCUCGGCCUUCUUCUCGAUUUUCAUAUCAGAAAAGAUGCCAGAGAAAAGCUCCUUGGACAGGUUGCCCUUAGGGCGUAUUCGCAGGUCUUUGCUAUUCUACGCUCAAUGCAUCACUUUUCAAUGACUCGUCCUGCGGUCCGGCAACAUGUUGAGAACAUGCUUCAUCAGUUCGAGACAACGGACAACGACAACAUGCAAUUUGCCCAGCGCUCAGAACCCAGAGGUCAUCAGGAAUCACCGUGCGCUUUUCUCAUGCUAUCUGCUACAGACGUGCUAACCCUACUGGGCGCCCUGUUUCCCACGGCGACAUCUCCGGCAUGUAGCUCUCCCACUCCCUCCUCCGCAUCAUCUGUGUUGUCUCCCAGCUCCUUGCAGUCGUUCCCUGAUAGACGUACCAACACCGUCCCAGAGCCAGGGUUCUACCGGCGUAAUCUGAGUGGUAGCUCUUCUCCGCAGUUUUCAAAGGCAUUCUCCUCCGCAGACAUCCACUUCUUUACUUGCUCAGAAGAUCACCUGAGUCGCAACGCUGACCGUAUCCGCUUUGAAUUGUCUGCUUUGGUCGAGCCUGAUGGUCGUCCCGGUCUCGCGUACCCCUCCACGGAAGAAUGGGCCAUCUUCUCUGUCACCGACGGCGGUCAUCGCCUAGUCUGGGGUUUAUUCUCCAAUGGCCAGCUCAGCGAUGCUGGAAACUUGACCGCUGAUACCUGUCCGUCCACCACUCUGGGCAUGGAGGACAACUUCGAGGCUCUCCACACAGCGAUCAUCAAGCUCGUCCGGGAGAACCCUACUGGAGAUCGCUCAGACUACUGCGGGGAGCGGGACCAAAUGGCCCCUUCACAAUCCUCUUCGCUGAAGAAAAGAUUCAAUCAGGCCAUGUCACACUGCCACCAUACUUCUGAUUUUAUGGGUGCCCACUAUUGGUGGAACGCUAGUCGUCAGCUUCGUCGCAGUGUCGCCGACGUACCCUCUCGCCUUGGUGAUGACUCUUGGAUCCUGGAACCUAUGCACACGUCGUGCUCACGCUCGCUUCGGGUAGCUCACUCCGUGAUCGAGCGCUGCGAAACCGACUUUGUGGCACUGGAUCGCAGUUUGUGGCAACUGCAGGGAACUGUGAAGGAGACGAUCAAAACCAUCACGAAGUUGCGAAACAAGAUGUGGUACAUGACCGACGUCAAGAACUCGAUGCGGUACGAGGACGCAAGGAAUGUGGCAUUGGCACUGAAGACGAUGGUCUACUCCGCUCGUCUUUAUCAACCAAUCUCUACCAACGACCGUCGAACGCGCAGCAGCCCCCGCGCAUCGGGAGGAUCCGUUCUGCAAAAGCCAGAGUUGCAAGUGAUGAAUGUCAUGAAAGCACCCAGCAGCCAAGGCGGCCCGAAUAAACUGUCUGAUGAGCAAGUCGAGUUGACUCGGAAAUGGCUAGCACAGAACAAUAUCGACAAUUUUUGCAAGGGCGAAGAGCGUAUUCACCGCUUCUGUUACGAGGUCAAAGUUAGUAUCAACCGACUCAUCGGUGAUACAAUGGCCGAGGCCCCUGUUCUCUGGGCCAGCGAAUUGUUCCAAAGGGAGCGAGUCAAGUUCGAAGGCUCCAGCAACCGAAGCUUCCUUGGCCUGUCCUCGUCAAGUUUGCGCCCAAUGAGCACUGCUGGUGAAGAGUUGUCAUUUGCUUCCCAAUCCUCUGGCGGCAGUCUCCGCUCGUCCGAUUCCUUCUCCAGAUACACUCAAGACCUGCCGCCACUGAAUCGCAAAUCCUCCUUUCAAAGCUCGAUUUCCGAUAAGUGGAGGAUGCCCCGAGACCCCUCUACUGCUGAUGGACUUUCGAUCGGAGACUCGCCUUCCAAGGCAACCUCGGUAUCAACGGCUGACACAUACAGUACGUUUUGGUCUGUACCACAUCAGAAUGCGCCCUAUGCAGCAAGUGCAUCGAGUUUCUACUCCCGCCCGCCGUCGAUGCUCAGUGAGGCCGUCGUUCAGCCGGCUCCCCAGAAGGAUUUCAGAGGUCAAGGCAAAGCCGCUUUCCUGGACGAAUUGAAACAGGCUCUGACAAGUCUGCUGCUGAGUGAUCUGGGUUCACCCGUCUGGAGCUGUGGAAGCGAGACAGACGCCUGGUUUGGAAACGCAUUGGACCAAGAGCGAAUCCGGGUACAAAUGAAGAAGCGAGAGAAGAUCCAGCGCUUCUAUGCAGAGUGCAAUGCACGCACAGUCCGCCAAAUAACCAGAUACUACCAGUCCAGGGGCCGAAGAAGCAGGUCACUAGGGCCUCCCAUAUCGGGACGGGCUCAAGAGUCGCAUGAUACAACCUCAGUGCCCAUGUCCGAGAGCGCGAGAGCGGCUGAAGAUCAAUCUCCAUUCUCGUACGGGGUUGUCUUCCGCCAAUUGAUCGAGAUAUUUUCGCGCCACGGGAACCCGUUCGUCAAGCUAAACGCAUUGCGGGAUUUGAGAGCAUUGGUCAUCGCGUCCUUGAACGUGGAUAAUGAUGACAAGGCCUAUGCGCAUGCUGAUCAGGAACGUGCGCACUCGAGGGAACUCGGGCUCCAUGGCAAACGAGCUGCACGGCAUAGCUUCUCAGAAGCAGGAACCCUCCGUGAAGCUGAGAAGGACUUCCUGCAAACUCCGACGUCUCCAGCGGCCGAGUCUGUUGCUUUUGACUCUCGGCCUUCGGAAUACUCCGCACCUACGGAGAACCAAAUUGUGGACGCGCUGCGUAGCCUUCUCUUAGAAGUGAAGCCCAAGACUCUUUUCCGAGACCUACAAUUUAUUUCAGCAUUCGUUCCCAGCGAGACACUCAAUAAAACCGACAGUGGAACCGCAUUUUUGCAAUUUGGCUUGGCAGCGUUAAGUCUCAAGGAAGAGGUCUGCAACAGCAUGGUCGAGAUUGCCGACAGGAUUGUCUCUCAGGAACUGAGCCGACGCCAUGUGCCUCAACCCUUCGGCUUCAACGCCCGACCGAGCCACGCUAUUGAGGAUGCUGCUGGGAUGUGGAUCAUCACCGCAAAAGAAGGAAAUCCUGUCGCCCAGCGGGAGCUAGCGAUUCUCUAUUUAACCCAUCCGGAGCUUCUUCCUCGUGUCACGCUGCCACUUACUUCUCCCAGAGAUACAUUCAAGGCUGAGAUGAUGUACCGCCGUGACAAGGACAGCAAAUCCGAUCCGCAGAGCAUGUGCCUGGCGCUGCACUGGAUGCAGCUGUCAGCCAACGGAGGCGACCAACUCGCGCGGAACAGGCUUCGCGAACGCGAGGAGUUUGAUUCCAUCGCUUGA
Molecule: messenger RNA, 4584 nt
Organism: Aspergillus fischeri NRRL 181
Lineage: Eukaryota; Fungi; Ascomycota; Eurotiomycetes; Eurotiales; Aspergillaceae
Exons: 3
Coding region: 1-4584 (1527 amino acids)
Source: RefSeq, a predicted model, not a curated record